AUGCCGGCUUGUGUGAAGACACCUGAACUUUGUGAAGCUAGUGUUAAGAAAUCUGAACUUUUUGAAGCUAGUGUGAAGACACCUGAACUUUGUAAAGCUAGUAAAAAGACAUAUAAACCUUUUGAAGCUAGUGUGAAAACACCUGAACUUUUUGAAGCUAGUGUGAAGACACCUGAACUUUGUGAAGCUAGUAAAAAGACAUAUAAACCUUUUGAAGCUAGUGUGAAGACACCUGAACUUCGUGAAGCAAGUGCAAUGAAAUCUGAACCUUUUGAAGCUAGUGUGAAAACACCUGAACUUUUUGAAGCUAGUGUGAAGGAAUCUGAACCUUUUGAAGCUAGUGUGAAGACACCUGAACAUUUUGAAGCUAGUGUGAAGACGACUGAACCAAAUUUAUUAGAACUAGUGUGAAGACACCUGAACUUUUCGAAGCUAGUGUAAAGACGACUGAACUUUGUGAAGCUAUUACAUUCCCACUCACAGCACACCCACUGUACAAUUCUCAUUCAAGAAGUUCAUCGAAACGACCGACAUUGACCCAUUAGCAGAAAAAAUAGCCGAAAAAAAUUUGCUUCGCACAAAAUCAUUCGCACA
Chironomus riparius is the source of this 594-nucleotide messenger RNA. The record is from the annotation of a GenBank genome assembly. NCBI's taxonomy places the organism in Eukaryota, Metazoa, Arthropoda, Insecta, Diptera, Chironomidae.